Molecule: messenger RNA, 822 nt
Organism: Anisakis simplex (herring worm)
Lineage: Eukaryota; Metazoa; Nematoda; Chromadorea; Rhabditida; Anisakidae
Source: the annotation of a GenBank genome assembly
AUGGUACUGAAGGGAUGUUUAAUUUGCUGUCUGCACGGUCGUCAAUGUGCUGCGGCGAAGGCGAUUGCCAGUGAACGACGUCGACGUCCUCCGGUCAGAAGGCGUCAUCGACCCGAAACAGAAUCUGAUGAACGAAAAGAAUUCGCUCAAGUGAUGAAGUAUGUGGAAGAAUCGCCCAGAAAUUCAUCUAUGAAUCGAACAAUAACAUCGGCAGAUUUAGUAAAAAAGCAAACAACCGGGAAAAAUGCAGAGCGAAAAAUCCGGGAAACAGAUGAAGACGAAAUAGAGGAUCGAUUGCCGACUAGUACUAAAAAACACGUUCGAAAGAGCAAAUCCUUGUAUCACGAUAUCAAAGGCCAGCCAUUCCGUACAUCAGCAAAGCCGCUCUUGAAGGAAUAUCGUCUCCGUACCAAACUCACCGUGAUUUUUCAGGAUCUCAGCAGUGUGAUCGGUUCACAACUCUACGCCAAACAUAAAUUACAGCAUAGCCACUCAUUCACUGAAUUGAAGUACAAACCGCUCAAUGCUCUAGCGCAAUCACGAAGUGAUAUUUCAUCGUCCAGCGAAGAGACUAGCGACCAAGAUGACGGAAGUCCUCAAUACAGUGAGAUGAUUCUCGGUGAAAGUAGUCCGUCGAAUCCAAAAUCAACCUGUCCUCUGAAACGGUAUUAUAUUGGGGUUGUGAGUCGGAAAACGUCGGAAAUGUUCGUAUGGCGGAACACCGCGUUUAGGGUUUAUCACGAAAUCUCAGAACACGACUCAAGUAACAGUGAAUAUCCUCUGUACAUCGUCUACAAAAACAGUCGUGGAAAGUACUUGUAA